AGAGAAGUAUCAAUCAAGUAUGUAUAUAAAUAACUUAUAAUGAUCAACAACUGGCUCUAGAGCAAGCUAGCUAGCUACAAUAAUACUCGAAACCAUAUAUGGCGAUGGCAUUGACCGCAGAGACCUCACCAUCGUCAAUAAUAAUAUCUCCAAGAAAGUUAAGGGAUGAUCUCCAUUACCCGUAUAAACAGACGGCCACCGCUGCCGCUGCCGCUACCGCCGCCACACCGUUAGUCAUCUCGGUGCUUGCUUCCGUGAUAGAGCGGAGAGUGGCGAGGAACGAGAGAAUUGCCAAAAGGUACAGAGGAGGAGAAGGAGGAGGAGGAAUAAGAGUAAUGUCGGCGUCUAGGGUUUUUGAGUGCCAUGAAACCCCAAACAUGAGUGUUCAGUCGUAUCUGGAGAGGGUUUUCCGGUACAUCGGCGCCGGACCGUCGGUGUUUGUGGUUGCCUAUGUUUACAUCGACCGGUUGUGCCUGCUCCAUCCCCGCUUCCGGAUUUCUCCCACCAACGUUCACCGCCUCCUCAUCACCACUAUUCUGCUCGCUUCUAAGUAUGUUGAAGAUAGGAAUUACAAAAAUUCAUACUUUGCGAGAGUUGGUGGGCUGACAAGAAUGGAAAUGAACAGGUUGGAGGUUGAGUUAUUGUUUAUGAUGGGAUUCAAGUUGCAUGUGAAUGUGAGUGUGUUCCAGAGCUACUGCUGUCAUCUGGAAAGAGAAGUCAGCCAUGGUGGAGGUUACCAAAUUGAGAGGACUCUCAGGUGUGCUCAGCAUAUCAAACCAGCUAAACAAACACAAGAAGAUCAUACACAUUUUGUUACUACCCAUCUACUAUAGUGUAUAUAUAAUGUUUUUGGCAAUUCAAUGAUAUGUGUAUUAUCCAUUUUUUCCAUUUAACAGUUAUCAUCAUAAUCCUCAUUAAAUGGACCUUCCAGGAAAAGAGUAAAAAAAAUAUUCAAUAAUAUUCUACUUUGACCAUGUUUU
Cuscuta europaea is the source of this 980-nucleotide messenger RNA. NCBI's taxonomy places the organism in Eukaryota, Viridiplantae, Streptophyta, Magnoliopsida, Solanales, Convolvulaceae. The record is from the annotation of a GenBank genome assembly.